Messenger RNA from Zeugodacus cucurbitae (melon fly), 976 nucleotides. RefSeq names its product general odorant-binding protein 19d. The record is from RefSeq and is a predicted model, not a curated record. Gene Ontology annotation, biological process: sensory perception of smell. The transcript has 5 exons. Gene Ontology annotation, molecular function: odorant binding. Lineage: Eukaryota; Metazoa; Arthropoda; Insecta; Diptera; Tephritidae. The coding region runs from base 537 to 896 and encodes 119 amino acids.
GUUAUAAUUUUAAGUUUUAACGGAAAACCUGAAGUUUUGGAAGCGCUUACUGAAAAUUCGAAAUCCUCCAGUUUGAGUUUUGAACCUGAUUAGUCGAUCGCCGUGAUUUGUCUAAUCUUUUUCUCGCCAACAGUUGGUGAAACUGCGAAAUUUUAUAUUUUUCGGAGAUCCGAAUUAGUAUCGGUUUCAAAUAGAUUAUAUGUAUGACAGUAUGGACAUACGUAUGUAUCACAGAAUUUGGUGAAGCUCUAAACGACUAGUAAUACCUAGAAGUUUAGAUCUCUAGUUAUUCGCACCACGCAAGCUUAUCUGUUGUCACCGAUGAGUUAAAACCUCUGAUAAUUUAACUUUGGGAAUCUUAAGUAUUAUAAAGAGAAUUAUUUCGGAGCAGAUCUUCAUUUCUUUGAGUAUAAAUAUGAUAAUGUAGGAGCGGCCAACUAUAAACGAAUCUUCGGGUAACGCCCGAUAGUUCGUGAGUACGAUCUUAAGAGUAUUGUUGACCUUACAAAUUUGGUUUAAAAGCUCAAGAACUACCGAUGAGACUGAAGAAAAUCGUUGAAGAAUGUAAAGCUCGACUUGGUGCAGGUGAUGACGAUGUGGCUGCAAUGUUCAAAUAUGAACCGGCAACUAAUAAACAAGUUAAGUGUCUUCAUGCCUGCACCAUGAGACUACUUGGCAUUUUGGAUAAAAAUAACAAACCGUUCGAAGCUGGAGCUAUGGCCUACAUAAAGUCGGUAACUGCUAGCAAUGCGGAAUUAGAGAAGUUGCUCACGGAGGUUUAUAACGAAUGCAAGUACAUCCCGGCAAGUAAGGAGGGCUGUGAGUUCUCUGAAGCUUUUCGUGUCUGCAUUAUAGAAAGGUCGAGAGCCAAAGGCAUUCAUAUGUUACUUCAUUAGAAAAUCAAAUUCGUUUUUUUAUUUUCAAGAAAAUGCUGAAUAAAUAUAAAAAUGCAAGAUGAAAUGUAAUUAUAAACAAA